AUAAUCUCAACACGGCAAUACAGGAAGCCAAAAUGGAAGUGAUCGAAACGUUUUCGUGAGACAGAAAAGCGGAUCUUUUGUAUCGAAAAACGAGGAAUGUUUAAACAUUUUAUGAUAAAUUUUAAGCUACAGCACCACCAAAUUUAUCACUUACUUAACUUGAUGCAAAUUAACGCUUGACAGCCAUUCCGUGAUAUAUUUGUUCUGACUGUUGAAUUUGAACCUUGCGCUAUUGUACAAGCGCCGAUCAAUAGAGCCAAAUGUUUAAAAACAUCAAUGUUUACAAGAUAAGAAUGAAUGGAUGUAAUUUCUUCGCGUGGUGGAAAACGACAGUCGUUAUAAAACGGGUCUGCUGAUUCAAACACCGCAUGCCAGCUUAUACGAGUUAUACCAAAUUACCAAGUAUAUUAUGUUACAUUGUGGUUGAUUAUUUUUGGAAGGUUUUUUUUAUGUGUUGCUGAUAAUUCCAACAAGCCAUUAAUGACCAAUGGGUUGAAGCAAUUUACGUAAGUGUUUUGCCCAAGGACAUAUGCGCUCACAAUGGUAGCAGAGAAGAGUUUUGAACCCAUUACCUCUGGGGUAACGUUACGGCUGGAUUCUUCAGUAGCACGACCAUAUAAAUUUCUCCAUCGAGGGGGUAGGCAUAAAUCGUUCCUGGCAAAAGGUAUCACAAAAUCUGCUGUGCCAACACAAAUAAUUUACGGUUUAGUUUACAUGCAAGAGUUUGAAAACUCCUUUAUCCACCAAAAUGUUUUUAGAGUGUACCGUAUUUCUUGACUUUUGUAACACCAAUUUAAAUAAGAGUUUGCAAUUUUUUAUUUAAACUUUGUUUACUUAAUGCUGGUUACCCUGUAAUAGGCAACGAUAACGAAUACAUUUACAUGCUCAACAACAGUGUUCAUUUAACUUCUUUGAGUGGUGCGGUAAAGCGUACCUCACACAUAUGGCGAUUUGCGCAAAACGGAACGUUACCGUGUGCGUUUGACAAUGCACACACACGCAAAGGCGCGACGCAACAAAAUCUCGCUGUACAGCGUCUUGCGGCAGUGUUAAAUAUUUUUAAUUUUCCGCACAACGCGAAGGCCGCAAGACAUCGGAUUUUUUAUCAAGAAAGUGUCGCUGUGUUAGCAAGUUAUGAGUGAUAAUUUAAGAUUAUUAAUUUUCACAAUGACAAACAAAGAUUUUAAUGAAACUUUAAUCAAUUUGGUUCAACCAAAUUUCCAUUUAUAUGAUUCAAAGUAUACACAUUACAAAGAUUCAACAAAGAAACAAAAUACUUGGAGAUACAUAAGCCAGCAGAUAGGACAACCAGGUACAAAAGGACAUGCUCUUUAUAAAACUAUAUACAAAAAAGCAGAGUCUGUAUAUAAACCUGUAUUUUUUAUAUUUUCCACAGCUGAUGCAUGCAUGAAAAGGUGGAGAAGUCUUCGAGAUAGAUUUGGUAAAGAAAAAAAGAAGAUGGACAGUUUAAAAACCAGUGGUGCUGGAGCUGUAAAUUGCAUAGUGUGGGAGCAUUAUCAUCAUCUUCAGUUUCUUAACGACCAUCUUCGUCAUCGAUUGACUGUUGGCAAUGUUCAACCAGCUGUGUCGGACGAAACAGAUGCUUCUGCAGUUUCUAUGCCACCAUCCACUUCAUACGAGAACAGAGAUGAUGAUGAUAUGAAGGGUUUGAAUAUAGAAGCUGUAUUCAUGAAAGAGGAACCACCUGCACAGCAAGCACGUACUCAUUUAGAAUUGGCAGAUGAUUCAGAGUGCAGCUCACCAGCUGAACCAGCAAUAUCACAGCACCAAAAGAGAAAACAGGAUUUAAGUUUCCACAUGCAGGAACAGCUCAUUUCCAUUCUGGAAAAAAACGCAAACACUUUUCAGAAAUUAGUCAGUCAGAAUGUACCAACAGAAGAUAUGUUUGAUCACUUUGGCAAAGUUAUUGCUGCAAAGCUUCGAAACAUGCCAACAGAAGCCUCUGAUGAAAUAAUGAUUGCUAUGAUGCAAUUAUUUACUACACACAAAAACUUUUAAACAUGUAUAAACAUUGUGGACUUAACCACCUAUUUCACUUCAUGUGUAGUGUAUAAACAUUGUAUUAUUUUCUUUGUUUGUUUUCUAUCACGAAUGCAGUGUUUUCAGUCGCUUGUUUUGUAGUUUCACAGCUUUUCUGUUCAAGUAUUCUGAAUGAAAUAGGCUGUAUCAUUUUUUCAAAUGUGUACACUGCCAAAACAAUAUACUAUGCUACUUUAACAUUUUCAAACCCUGUUUUCUUUUCUCAAUACAUUUUUUUAA
Molecule: messenger RNA, 2280 nt
Organism: Ciona intestinalis (vase tunicate)
Lineage: Eukaryota; Metazoa; Chordata; Ascidiacea; Phlebobranchia; Cionidae
Source: RefSeq, a predicted model, not a curated record